Messenger RNA from Drosophila persimilis, 4317 nucleotides. Its product is annotated as negative elongation factor A. The transcript has 9 exons. The coding region runs from base 1253 to 4117 and encodes 954 amino acids. Gene Ontology annotation, biological process: stabilization of membrane potential; potassium ion transmembrane transport. Lineage: Eukaryota; Metazoa; Arthropoda; Insecta; Diptera; Drosophilidae. Gene Ontology annotation, molecular function: potassium ion leak channel activity. The record is from RefSeq and is a predicted model, not a curated record. Gene Ontology annotation, cellular component: membrane.
AGCAGUGAACUGGGAUAAAUAUCGACGAAUCUUGUCGGCUACAAUCCGAAUCCAAUCCAAUUCAAUCCCAACGGUCUUCUGAAUAAUUGAAGCAACGCGUGCUGAACAUUAUUGUAGAGUGAACUCGAUGCAAAUUGAUUGCUCAUACGACGCGUUGGCUGCACAAAGAGCAGGAAAAUAGAAAUUGUUGCAUGCUUCUAGGCGGCGCAUUGUUGAUUGAUAUUUGCUGGCGGUGCAUCUGUUACUGUGUGUGUGUGUGAUUGAAAUCCUUUUUGAUUAAAGCCCGCGCGUGAAUCGCUUUCUAUUUCUAUGCAAUCGGAAAAUCUCCUUUUAUGCAUAAAUGCUCCAAAUCUCGCUAAUUGCUCAAUGGGGCUCGGCUCGGCCCGAAUCUGGAUCUGGAUCUGGCUUUUGUGAUUCGCAUACGCACGCUUGGAGCGUAAACAAUUGAUUUAGUUCCGCAAAACGAUAAAGUACUCCAGCGAACCGCUCACCGCGAAUGUCAAAAGCUCACUGAGGUAGGCUCUCAGGCCCAGCGGCGUCUGUACUCCGACUCGCACUCGUAGACGGGACCAAAAACAAAGAAAGCAGCAAAACAAAACUGCCAAAAAAAACAAAAACACAGAAACGUGUAAAAGGUGUUUUUUGGGUAUUUGGGGGGAACCGGCGCUUGGACUUGACAUAAGACAAGGCGGCAGCAGCAGCAGGAGCAGGAGCUGGUGGAGCUGGUGGAGCAGGCGUGGCAGGCAAUACAACAGAACGGAGGGGAAUAAACUGGGCCAACAACUUUAAAAGUACAAGCGGAGGAAGAGCCAUCAUGAGAAGUGCAUAGACCAGGAACAAUAGCAAAUGCCACGUCAGCAGCAGCACCAGAAGCGGCAACAACCACAGCAACAGCAACAGCAACAGCAAGAACGUGCAACAACGACCGUAAAAACGAGUCAACAACAGCUUAAAACAUAAUCCGCUGUCUAAAGGCAACAAGCGGAUAGAGAGACGGCGAGACAGUACGAAAGAGGAGAAACCAGAGAGUGAAAGAGCCACACAGAGAAACAAAGAAGGAGAAGGACAAGACUGAGUCGGACGGAGACCGCUACCCAGUGAUGGGCGAGAAGAAAGCGACAUUGGGAGUGACGAGAAAUCGUUGGUGUAAUUAGUGCUGCCAAAGCGCGUAUGAAUCAAAAGCCUGGCCCGCAGCGGAAGCGGAAAUGCAGGCGACAGACGGCCCACUCAGCGGAGACGGAGGAGGCCACUAAUGGAACGGCGCGCGAUCAUGUCCGACGUUGAGAAGGCGAUUCAGAUUAGGGGCAAGCAGCGCCUGCCAGAGGAUGACGGAGAUGUGGCUGAUGAUGUGGCGGGGUCAGGGCCAGGCACAGGGCCGUGCUCGGCCGUGGGGGUAAAGACCACGGCCACAUUGAUGGCCAAGAAGAAGAGCUGCCCGCGACGCUGCCUCGGACAGCUGCUGAAGCUGGUGCUCUCGACGCCCGGCCUGAUGCUGCUGGUGACGGCCUACUCCGUGCUGGGCGCCCUGAUCUUCCCGCUGCUGGAGGCGCCCCAGGACCUGAGCAAGUCGGCGGCCAUAGCCAAGAGCCGCGAGGACUGUCUCCGUGAGCUCUGGAUAAUAACGGAGAAACUAAACGUUCUGUACGAACGCAACUGGACGAUGCUGGUCCACGAGCAGCUGCGCCGCUUCGAGGGAUCCAUUGUGGCAGCCACGCGCCAAGGAGCCACUGGAGUCGGUGGCGGAGCCGGCUUCCAGGCAGCCAGCGCCAGUGCCCUGGGACACUUUGGCUACGAUGCAGGCGAUACCCAGAUCUGGACCUUCAGUGAAGCCCUGCUCUACUCGGUCACUGUGAUAACGACAAUUGGUCAUGGCAGUCUUACACCCCGCACAGCCGCUGGAAAGCUAGCCACCAUUUUCUACGCCCUCAUCGGAGUGCCCCUGAUGCUCAUGUGCCUGUCCAGUCUGGGCACGCAGCUUGCCGAGGCAUUGCAGUGCACGUACAUGCGACUCUGCUGCCAGCUGCAAAAGCAUCGUCAGAAGAAGCCGCCAGCUCAAAGGGGAGCAGCGUCGACAGCUACGAAAGCGUCAGCGACACCAACAGCAACGACGAUGGCAGCUACAACGACAGCGACAAAACGGCGUCAGGCAGCGGCAGCGGCAGCUGGCAAUGGGGCCAAUUGCAGGAGCUGCAAAUACGAUGCGGCCAACACGGAGACGAGUCUCAACGAGAGCUACGAAUACGGGCAAGGACAGGCGGCGGCCAGGGGCAAGCUGCCCCCGGAUAAGGGAGAAGAUGCCUGUCAAUUGUUGCACAACUUGAAUCAGCAGCAGCAGAUGGCACAGCAGCAGCAGCAGCAUUUUUACCAGCCACAGCAGCAGCAGCAGCAGCAGCAUCCGGAUGUCAUGCUAAUGACAACAACAACAACGGGUAGCGCAAUGUUGAAAUAUGCACCGCAACAACAGCAGCAGCAGCAGCAACAGCAGCAGCAGCAGCAAUCAUCGACAGCGACUCUACCGCGGCAACAUCACCAACAUCUACAUCCCCAGCAGCAACUGCAACAGAAUUUUGUCGCCGUGCCGAGCAGCAUGCUGCGGUCAAUGCCUCUGACUAUGCCGCCCAAUUGUUAUGGGCCAGCCACCGCCACGAUUUACUUUCCAUUUGCACCGUCUGCAGCGGGCAGUCCACAGCACUCGCAGCAUCUGGUUGGGACGGCAGAGCCGGCCAACGGGCCUGGCUCUGGGCCUGGUCUUGGCCAGCAGCCGCUGGUCAAGUAUCACACGAUUCACUUGCAGCCUGCCUCCGCGAAGCACCGACUGCUGGCACCGGCUCGGGACGAGCCACCCAUUGCGGGCCAACGGGCUGAAUCAACGGUCACACUGGAGGGCAUAACAUUGCCACCGCCGCCUGCCUACCAAACAGCCAGCAUUCAUGCUGUGCGUCGUGGAAAGUUCGUGACCAAGCCGUUGCCGCACGAGAUCAAUGCUCUGAUGGACUCUGGAACCGCUUCGGGAGCGGUGGAUUUAUCCAGCAGGCAUGAUUUAUUGCCACAUGCAUUCACAACGGCAGCAACAAGCACCGCAGCAGCUGCAGCGGCGUCAGGAGCCUCCUCUCCUGCAUUGUUGACCUACACGGCAGCAGCAACGGCGGCGACGAGCCCACAACUGUCAGGCGGCAUUAAAACUGCCACAGGAGGUGGAGGUGGGCCCGCAACAAUGUCCGAUAACAGUUUUAUAGCCGCAGGUGUCUGUGGCAUGGCUGCACCAGCACCAGCACCAGCAUCAGCAGCAGCAGGAACUGCAACAACACCAUCAACAACCUCGAGUGCUGCGGGCACAUUGUCGACCCUGCUCUGCUCUAGCGCCACUGGAAACGUGGACAUCAUGGAGGACGAGGAUGAGCAGGAGCGAGAGCGCCUGAGCAACUGCCCGCAUGGGACGCCCUCACGGGUGCCGCUGAUAGCCAGCCCCCUGAGUGUGCCCCAGGACUCGGGCGAAAGGUCUGGAGGCAGUGGGGGCAGUGGCUCGAGGGGCCUGUUGAAUGCCACGGCAGCCUCGUUCCACCGCCACACGAUGCAGCCACUGAACCGCAAGAAGAUGCUGCUCACGCGUCGCUGCCAGCGGCAUGCCACGGCCGCCCUCUACGAUGGCACGGCCACCACUACGGAGACCUCCGACGACGAGGAGUACAUGCAGCAGGGCAGCGGCAGCGAGCAGUUCGUGCUGCGGAAGCUGCGCUACCACAGCGAGUCCGAGGACGGGCUCGACGAGGAGACGGAGGAUGAGUGCGAGGAGCGGCCACACCGGGUGCCCAUUAGUCUGGUGCUGCUCAUCCUCAUGUGCUACAUCAGUGCAGGCACCGUGAUCUUCGCACUUUGGGAGGACUGGUCCCUGGUGGACGGGGCCUACUUCUGCUUCGUGACGCUCUCGACGAUCGGCUACGGGGAUUUCGUGCCCGCCCGCAGCUUCAACGGACCAGCGCUUCAGCUGUACGCCUGCUGCGCCUACCUCUUGCUCGGCCUCGUCCUGGUGGCCAUGUCCUUUAGCAUCCUCGAAACGCAGCUGAUGUGGAAGUGCAGGAGGAUAGCGGUGCGACUGAAGCUGGCCCGAACCGAUUGAAACUGAGCUCCCACACUGGACCCAAAAUGCUGCUCCAAUCACUAAUUAAUAGCAAUUCCCAUGGUACUCUACCAGCUGCUUGUGCUUGAACCAUUGUAGGAUAAGUUUACUGUACAAUUGGGCAUCAACUAGCCCCGUCUCUGUGUAAAUGUAAAUUCGUCUGCCUAGAAAAAUAAUGCGUACUCGUAUGUUGUCUGAGA